Messenger RNA from Fusarium odoratissimum NRRL 54006, 675 nucleotides. RefSeq lists its product as uncharacterized. The transcript has 3 exons. Bases 1 to 675 code for a protein of 224 amino acids. NCBI's taxonomy places the organism in Eukaryota, Fungi, Ascomycota, Sordariomycetes, Hypocreales, Nectriaceae. The record is from RefSeq and is a predicted model, not a curated record.
AUGGCAACAAUACCCGUCACCCGGCUGCCGAACACUUCUAUCGCAGCAAUGAAGUGUCCCCCUGGGACAAAAAUGCACAUCUUGGAUCUUGGAACGCUACAGGUCGACGAGUCAUGGAUUCUUCGAGGCGCCAACGCCAGUGCACUGAGUAACAAGAACCCCAAGAACAAACGUCGCGACUUGAUAGACUUGUCUGCACUGAUUGAGUACCCAGGCGUGGGGCGUACCCUAUUUGAAACGGAAUGUGCUGAGAAUAUCGACGUAGAACUAAAGCAUGCUUGCUGGGCCGUAGCUACCGGUGCAGACUUGGGCGUCCACAUGGGCCAUUAUCUUCUCCUUGAGAGCUUGAACUGGAACACAUUUAAUGACUCUCACCUCGAGAUCUUCCAGGGCAUAUCUCUCCACCAUUUGCCAGGACAUACUCCCGAACUGUGUGGGAUGCAGAUCAACCUGCAAAGAGAUGGCACAUUCAUUUGGACCACAGACCAAUUCCAUGUUGGGGAGAACUACGAGCUUGGGCAUCCACACGGUGCCCUUGCAAGGGAUCAUAAUGCGUGGUACCGAAGCCUAAACACGGUACGGAGACUGCAGCGAAUUUAUAAUGCCAAGUUGAUUUUUGGACAUGAUAAGAUAGUUGCGAUGGAGUACAAGAACGCCAAAAGCUUCUAUCAGUAG